Cuscuta campestris is the source of this 4152-nucleotide messenger RNA. Lineage: Eukaryota; Viridiplantae; Streptophyta; Magnoliopsida; Solanales; Convolvulaceae. The record is from the annotation of a GenBank genome assembly.
AUAGCACACGUUAGAUCAGCUCAAGCCCCGUCCCCCGCCCUUCUUCUGCUUGAAUUUACAGAGCUAGAGGACGAUCCAACUUGAACCCUCCAUUCUCCAGAUUGUCUCCAUUUCCGAGUAGAGCUUGGGGGUUUUCGGGCAUUUGGAGUUUGCUCCUAGUUCAUGAUGGUGGGUCACAAACUUCUUAAAGAUGAAGCUACUGAAGAAAAGGGUGAGAGAGCAAGAAUGGCUUCCUUUGUGGGGGCAAUGGCAAUUGCUGAUUUAGUGAAGACAACAUUAGGGCCAAAGGGGAUGGAUAAAAUUCUACAGUCAACAGGAAGGGGUCAUAGUGUCACUGUUACAAAUGAUGGAGCUACAAUCCUCAAGUCCAUUCAUAUAGACAAUCCUGCCGCUAAAGUUCUUGUCGACAUCUCUAAAGUCCAAGAUGAUGAAGUAGGGGAUGGUACUACAUCGGUAGUUGUUUUGGCGGGUGAACUUUUAAAGGAAGCAGAAAAACUGGUAAACUCAAAGAUUCAUCCAAUGACAAUUAUUUCAGGGUUCCGCAUGGCUGCUGAAUGUGCACGCAAUGCAUUGUUAGAAAAGGUUGUCGAUAACAAACAUGAUGCAGAGAAAUUCAGAUUAGACUUGAUGAAGAUUGCAAUGACUACAUUAAGUUCCAAGAUUUUGUCUCAAGACAAGGAGCAUUUUGCCACGUUGGCUGUUGAUGCUGUCAUGCGGUUGAAGGGUAGUACCAAUCUUGAGUCAAUUCAGAUUAUUAAGAAGCCUGGAGGUUCACUUAAAGACUCAUUCCUAGAUGAGGGGUUUAUUCUGGACAAAAAAAUUGGAGUUGGUCAACCUAAACGAAUUGAGAAUGCAAAGAUCUUGGUGGCUAAUACUGCAAUGGAUACCGAUAAAGUAAAGAUUUAUGAGGAGCUUUUUGCCGAUGCUGGGAUUCUUGCUAUAGAACAUGCUGAUUUCGAUGGUAUUGAGCGCCUUGCCUUGGUCACUGGUGGUGAGAUUGCAUCAACUUUUGACAAUCCAGAAUCAGUUAAGCUGGGCCACUGCAAACUUAUUGAGGAAAUCAUGAUUGGCGAGGAUAAGUUAAUUCACUUUUCCGGCGUUGAAAUGGGCCAGGCAUGUACAAUCGUCUUGAGAGGCGCAAGCCCUCAUGUUCUGGAUGAAGCUGAAAGAUCCCUGCAUGAUGCCUUGUGUGUUCUGUCACAAACGGUGAAUGAUAGUCGGGUAUUACUUGGUGGUGGAUGGCCGGAAAUGGUGAUGUCAAAGGCAGUAGAUGGUUUGGCUAGAAAGACUCCCGGGAAAAGAUCUCUUGCCAUUGAAGCUUUCUCAAGGGCACUUUUGGCCAUUCCAACAAUCAUUGCUGACAAUGCCGGUUUGCAUUGUCCGCCGUUCCUUCUCUUCGUCCGCAACGGCAGCGUCGUCAGCCCUCCCACCUUAGUGAUUACAUCGUCAAUUCUGUUCAAUCUCACGCUCCGAUGUGUUCGCCGCCUCCCCGGUCCUCUUCUUCAGGUUGGUGAUAUGGCCGAGCUGGGCAUAUCGGAGGCAUUCAAAGUCAAGCAAGCAGUACUGCUCUCCGCGACCGAGGCUUCGGAGAUGAUUUUACGGGUCGAUGAACUUAUCACGUGCGCACCUCGCCGCAGGGAAGACAGAAUUUCCAUUGGAGCAGAAUCUGCAUUUGCUAGCAUCUCUUUGGACGAUGAUACACUCCAGCUGCCGUGCACGCCGCCGUACCACAACGGCCACCGCUUCUGCAACACCUCGCUGCCCAUCGCCGCGCGGGUCCGCGCCUUCGUGUCGCUCCUGACCGUCGACGAGAAGAUCCCGCUGCUGUGCGACAACAGCUCCGCCGUGCCGCGGCUGGGGGUGCCGGCGUACCAGUGGUGGUCGGAGUCGCUCCACGGCAUCGGGCUCAACGGGCCCGGCGCGAACCUCGACGGGGUCGUGAAACGCUCGACCAUCUUCCCCAACGUCAUCGGCACCGUCUCGUCGUUCAACCGCACGCUGUGGCGGUCCGUGGCGGCCGCCGUCGCUGUCCAGGCCAGGGCCCUGCAUAAUUUGGGCCAGGCCGGGUUGACUUUCUGGGCUCCCACCAUAAACGUCUACAGGGACCCGAGAUGGGGAAGAGGGCAAGAGACGCCGGGAGAGGAUCCGUUUGUGGCUUCGGUUUAUGGGGUGGAAUAUGUCAAGGGUUUACAAGGGAAGGAUUUGAUGAGGAACGAUGAUAAUCAUAUAGAGGAGGAGGAAGAAGAAGAAGAUGGGAAUGAGAGGUUGAUGUUGUCAGCAUGUUGUAAGCAUUUGGCUGCUUAUGACAUGGAGCAUUGGCAUGAUGUUGAUAGGUUUAACUUCAACGCUAUCGUAACAAGGCAAGAUAUGGAGGAGACUUAUCAACCGCCAUUCAAAAGCUGCAUAAUGGAGGGCGGUGCAACCUGCAUUAUGUGUUCCUAUAACGAAAUUAACGGGGUGCCGGCUUGUGCAAACCGGGAGCUCUUGGACCGGGCCCGGUCCGAUUGGGGCUUCAAAGGAUACGUAGCCUCAGACUGUGAUGCUGUUAGCAAUAUCUUUAACUAUUUGCAUUACACGAGAACCCCCGAAGAAGCGUCUGCAAUUGCUCUUAAAUCAGGAACGGACGUCGGGUGCCGGUCGUUCCUAAGGGACCACAUGAAGGCCGCAUACGAGAAGGGCAUAGUGGAGGAGAGCGACAUAGACCGGGCUCUGGUGAACCUGUACACGGUCCAGUUCCGGCUCGGGCUGUUCGACGGGGCGGCCGGGAACCGGCGGUUCGCGAACUUAGGACCACAGGACGUGUGUAGUCCGGAGCACAGCGAAUUGGCCCUCGAGGCGGCGAGGCAGGGCAUUGUGCUUCUGAAGAACGAGAAUGGGUUUUUACCGUGGGAUAAAUCCCGCGUUUCUUCACUGGCUGUGAUUGGCCCUACCGCCAACACAACUUACCUUGGUGGUGAUUAUUCAGGAAAUCCAUGCUUGAAGAGAAACCUGUACGGCGGGUUCCCGGAGUACGUAAAGAACGUGUCGUACGCAUCCGGUUGCAGAAACGUGGCGUGCAACGCCACCUACGGAUUCCCGGAGGCGGUGGCGGCCGCCAGGGCCGCCGACUACGUGGUGGCGGUGCUGGGGCUGGACCUGACACAGGAAUCGGAGUAUCUUGACCGGAGCACUCUUCUACUGCCCGGAAACCAAAUGGCACUCGUGAAGCAGCUCGCCGCCGUGUGUAGAAACCCGCUGGUUUUGGUGCUUACGGGUGGGGGUCCUCUGGACGUGUCCUUCGCUAGGGAUGACCCUAGAGUUGGGAGUAUCCUUUGGAUUGGGUACCCUGGUGAGGAGGGCCGUAGGGCAUUGACUCAGGUCAUUUUUGGAGAAUACAAUCCAGGUGGAAAACUAUCAGUAACAUGGUACCCAGAGUCAUUCAUCGACGUCCCAAUGAUCGACAUGAACAUGAGGGCCGAUCCGUCUCGCGACUAUCCCGGAAGAACCUACCGCUUCUACACCGGAGAAAGGGUAUACGAAUUCGGGCACGGACUAAGCUACACCAACUUCUCCCAACACCUCUUGUCAGCUCCAUCCAGAAUCAGCGUAUCCGAGUCCCCGAAGAAAAACACAAUCGCAACAAAUAACAACAAAUCCAGUAAAAUCUCAGGUUCUAGGCAGGAGCACCAGAACCCAGCUCCUAGAAGUAGAAAACUCAGUAGCAGAUGGGGCAACAACAUCCAGAGAUUUGUCCUCGUAGACGAAGUGUUGCACUGCGAGUCCCUGGCUUUCACGGUGACGGUUUCCGUGAGGAACGAGGGGUACAGGGACGGGAGCGAUGUCGUGAUGUUGUUUUCAAGGGCCCCACGGUGCUACGAGCGGGCUCCGCUUAAGCAGUUGAUCGGGUUCGAAAAGGUUCACGUCCCCGCCAUGGGGUCGGUGGAGGUGGGCGUGUCGGUGAAUCCGUGUGAGCGUCUUAGUAUUGUGAAUGAGGAGGGGAGUAGGAUUUUGCCCUUAGGGGAUCAUACUUUGAUUCUAGGGGAGAAAGAGUAUGUCAUUUCGGUUGAAAUUUGACAUUGAGUCACAAAUUUUGGUAUUUUGUUUUGCGUUUAUAUUGAUCAUCAUAUUCAAUGUAUGCCACGCCAUUUAUUAAAAAAAACACUAGAAUAUUUU